This is a messenger RNA of Pongo pygmaeus (Bornean orangutan), 5258 nucleotides long. It is a transcript of the gene ZNF211, whose product is annotated as zinc finger protein 211. Bases 2740 to 4665 code for a protein of 641 amino acids. NCBI's taxonomy places the organism in Eukaryota, Metazoa, Chordata, Mammalia, Primates, Hominidae. The record is from RefSeq and is a predicted model, not a curated record. Gene Ontology annotation, cellular component: PcG protein complex; nucleus; chromatin. The transcript has 4 exons. Gene Ontology annotation, molecular function: DNA-binding transcription activator activity, RNA polymerase II-specific; RNA polymerase II cis-regulatory region sequence-specific DNA binding. Gene Ontology annotation, biological process: regulation of transcription by RNA polymerase II.
AGAAAAAUAUCUGUGAAAUGGGAACAAAUAAAGGUAAAUAGAGGAAACAGUUCUAAGACAUGAGACAUGUAAGUUGAACCCUUGGCUAUGCUGGAAUCUUGGCUCCUAUAAAAUUCUUUUUUUUUUUUUUUGAGAUGUCUUGCUCUGUCGCCCAGGCUGGAGUGCAAUGGCGCGAUCUCUGCUCACUGCAACCUCCGCCUCCCAGGUUCAAACAAUUCUUCUGCCUCAGCCUCCCAAGUAGCUGGGAUUACAGGCGCCCACCACCGCGCCCGGCUAAUUUUUGUAUUUUUAGUAGCAACGGGGUUUUGCCAUGUUGGCCAGGCUGGUUUUGAACUCCUGACCUCAGGUGAUCCGCCCGCCUCGGCCUCCCAACGUUCUGGGAUUACAGUCGUGAGCCACCGCGCCCAGCCAAAAUUCUUAUUUCUACAGAGUGUGACAUUUUUUCAUUCAUAUGAAUGGUGAGGAAUAACAAACUUGGAAGGAAAGAAAUAGUAAAAAGAGAGUGAGAGUACAAAGGUGAAACAGUUGAGGGAAAGCAUUACUCAACAUCUUAUCUGGUUCAGAGGCUCAUCUAGAUUUGUAUUUACAGCAGUGAACAACCUACAAAGAAACGUAUUCUCAAGUAGGCUUUAUUCAAAUUAAGAGAUGUGGUCUGGAAAUAAUAAAGAAAAUAUUGGAAAAUAUACACUAAGUUAUAAAGAGACAGAUUCUAUGGAAAAUAUCAGAAUACCAGCACCAAGUAAUAAACGUGAAGUAGGUAGAAUUUCUAUAGUAAAUUUCUAUAGUCAGGGUUGUCCUUAUAGUGGAGAUAAUAUUUGAGCAUAUAUUUAAAGCAGAGCAGAGAGAGUGAUUUGUAAACACAGGGAAAAUGUGCUAUGGAAAAGAAAUAGCCAGUACAGUGUCCAAAAAGCAGGAGCUUGCCUGGAAGUGAAACAAAUCAUGUGGUCAAAGCACAAUUCAAGAGUGACUGGUGAUGGUUUUUAUACCAUCAAAAAUCUCCCCAAUGUGCACAAUUACCCAUGUAUCCAUUCACAUGCCAUUAUCUCAGACCUCCUUGUCAACUGUCUUCUCAAACAUAUUCUUCCUUGCCCUUGAUCACAUUGCCAGGUCAUGGAGUGCUGUCUUGUGAAAUACUUGUUCUUUGGAUACUUAUUCCUCCCCAUAAAAAGGUUUACAAGGUAUGUCACUUGUGACUUCACCUAUGGGGAAAAUUUUGAUCCCCAACUAUCUUUCAAGAGGAUGCAGAAUAUGGCUCUGAGGCAGCCACAAUUUUUUUUUUUUGAAAUUUAUCUUUUUUUCCCACCCUGCCUUAUGGUGCUGACACAAUCUUUUUUAUUACUAGGUUUUUAAGAGCACUUUUAGGUUUGCAGUAAAAUUAAGGGGAAGGUAAAGAGAUAUUCCAUAUACUCCCUGUACCUACAUAUGCAUAGCACCCCCCCACCCCAACCGGAGUGGCACAUUUGUAACAAUUAUAAACCUACACUGACACAUCAUUAUCAUCCAAAGUCCCUACUUUACAUUAGGGUUCACUCUUAGUGUUGCACAUUCUAUGUGUUUGGACAAAGGUACAAUGACACAUGUCCACUAUUAGAGUGUCAUAUAAAAUAGUUACUAAUCCUCUGUGCUCCACAAAUUCAUCCCUCCUACCCUUCUAAACCCCCAGCAACCACUGAUCUUUUUACUCUUUCAUACUUUUACCUUUUCUCAAAUGUCAUUAAUUGGAAUCAUACAGCAUAUUGCCUUUUCAGAUUGGCCUCUUUCAUUUAGUGGUAUGCAUACAAGGUACCUCCAUGUUUUUUCACGUCUUGAAGAUUCAUUUACCUUCAGCAUUGAGUAGUGUUCCAUUGUCUAGAUAUACUACAGUUUCUUUUGUUUCUUUCUUUCUUUUUUUUUUUUUUUUUUUGAGACGGAGUCUUGCUCUGUCGCCCAGGCUGGAGUGCAGUGACAUGAUCUCGGCUCACUGCAACCUCCACCUCCCGGGUUCACGCCACUCUCCUACCUCAGCCUCUCGAAUAGCUGGGACUACAGGUGCCCAUCACCAUGCCCGGCUAAUUUUUUUUUUUUGUAUUUUUAGUAGAGAUGGGGUUUCACCAUGUUAGCCAGGAUGGUCUCGAUCUCCUGACCUCAUGAUCCGCCCACCUCGGUCUCCCAAAGUGCUGGGAUUACAGGCGUGAGCCACCGCGCCCGGCAAUAUACUACAGUUUCUAAUCCAUUCACUUACUGAAGGACAUUUUUGUUGCUUCCAAGGUAUGCCAAUUUUGGAUAAAACUGCUAUACACAUACAUGUACAGGUUUUUGUGUGGACAUAAAUUUUCCACUCAUAUGGAUAAAUUCUGAAAAAUAUGGUUACCGCAUUGUAUGGUAAAAAUGUGUUUAGUUUUGUAAGAAACCACCAAACUCCAUUUCAAAGUGGCUGUACAACUUUGCAUUCCCAUCAGCAAUGAGAGCUCCUGUUGCUGUACAUUUUCUCAACCAUUUGCAGUUGUCAGUGUUACAGAGGUUGUUCAUUCUAAUAGAUGUGUAGUGGUAUCUCAGUGCUGUUUUAAUUUUCACUUCCCUGAUGACAUAUGAUGGGGAUUAUCUUUUCAUACACUUAUUUGCCAUCUGUGUAUCUUCUCUGGUGAGGUGUCUAAACCUAAAGUCUUUGCCCAUUUCGUUUUUUAAUCAAGAUGUUUCUUUUUUUUCUUUUUUCUUUUUGAAACGGAGUCUCGCACUGUCACUAGGCUGGAGUGUCGUGGCAUGAUCUCAGCUCACUGCAACCUCCACCUCCUGGAUUCAAGCGAUUCUCCUGCCUCAGCCUCCCAAGCUGGGACUACAGGCGUGCGCCACCACGCCCAGGUUCCCAUAGCUACAGAGGUGCUUUUCAGACUUACACAGGGAAGUGUGACCUUUGAAGAUGUGGCCGUGUACUUCUCCUGGGAGGAAUGGGAUCUCCUUGAUGAGACUCAGAAACACCUGUACUUCAGUGUGAUGCUGGAGAACUUUGCACUUACAUCCUCCCUGGGUAAGGCCCUCAUACUCACCCUUGUGCCCUGGACUAGGCUCUCUGUUUCUCCUUUUCCUCAGGAGCAGCUCUUUCCUCAUAUCUGGACCAUAGGCACUGCCUCCUUCCCCAGUUCCCUGGGUAGAUGUUGUGGACUGAGUGCAAGCCUACUUCCCUUAUCGUCCCAGCCCAAAAGCAUCUUGGGUUGUUGGCGUGGAGUGGAACAUGAGGAAACACCUUCUGAACAGAGAAUUUCUGUAGAAAGAGUGCCACAGUUCAGGACUUCCAAAGAAGGUUCAUCUUCCCAGAAUGCUGACUCCUGUGAAAUAUGUGGCCUGGUCUUGAGAGAUAUUUUGCACUUGGCUGAACACCAAGGAACAAACUGUGGGCAGAAACUACACACAUGUGGAAAACAAUUCUACAUCAGUGCAAAUCUUCAACAGCACCAGAGGCAGCACAUUAAAGAGGCACCUUUCAGAAGUUAUGUGGACACAGCCUCAUUUACACAGAGCUGCAUAGUCCAUGUGUCGGAGAAACCCUUUACCUGCAGGGAGAUCAGGAAAGACUUCCUGGCCAACAUGAGGUUUCUCCAUCAAGAGGCCGCUCAAACAGGGGAGAAGCCAAAUAACAGUAACAAGUGUGCGGUGGCCUUUGACAGUGGAAAAAGUCAUCACAACUGGGGAAAAUGCAGUAAAGCCUUUAGCCACACAGACACAAUUGUUCAGGACCAGAGAAUCCUCACUAGAGAAGGGCUCUUUGAGUGCAGUAAAUGUGGGAAAGCAUGUACGCGAAGAUGUAACCUCAUUCAGCACCAGAAAGUCCACAGUGAAGAAAGGCCUUAUGAAUGCAAUGAAUGUGGAAAAUUCUUUACCUACUACUCCAGUUUCAUUAUACAUCAGAGAGUUCAUACUGGAGAAAGGCCUUAUGAGUGCCCUGAAUGUGGGAAAUCCUUUAGUCAGAUAUACAGCCUCAAUAGCCAUAGGAAAGUUCACACUGGAGAAAGGCCUUAUGAAUGUGGGGAAUGUGGGAAAUCUUUUAGCCAAAGGUCCAACCUCAUGCAGCAUCGCAGAGUUCACACUGGAGAAAGGCCUUAUGAAUGCAGCGAAUGUGGGAAAUCUUUUAGCCAAAACUUCAGCCUGAUUUACCACCAGAGAGUUCACACUGGAGAAAGACCUCAUGAGUGCAAUGAAUGUGGAAAAUCCUUUAGCCGAAGCUCCAGCCUCAUUCACCACCGGAGACUUCACACUGGAGAAAGACCCUAUGAGUGCAGUAAAUGUGGGAAAUCAUUUAAGCAAAGCUCCAGCUUCAGUUCACAUCGGAAAGUCCACACAGGGGAAAGGCCUUAUGUGUGUGGGGAAUGUGGGAAAUCCUUUAGCCAUAGCUCCAACCUUAAGAACCACCAGAGAGUUCACACUGGAGAAAGGCCUGUUGAGUGCAGUGAAUGUAGCAAAUCCUUUAGCUGUAAAUCUAACCUCAUUAAACACCUGAGAGUUCACACCGGAGAAAGGCCUUAUGAGUGCAGUGAGUGUGGGAAAUCCUUUAGCCAAAGUUCUAGCCUCAUUCAACACCGGAGAGUUCACACUGGAAAAAGGCCUUAUCAGUGCCAUCAGUGUGGGAAAUCCUUUGGCUGCAAAUCUGUCCUCAUUCAACACCAGAGAGUUCACAUUGGAGAAAAGCCUUAGCUGUACUGAGAAUAUGCAAUUUCCUUUUAGUGUAAUUAUACUGAAGGAGUACACCUGUGAGAGAGACAAGUACCUGAUUUGGAAGCUCCAACAUCUAAGGAUAUACAAUGGGCGGAUUCCCCUUAAGUUCCAGGUGUGUGUUACACUUUCUAAUGUGCCAUUUAGAAAGGGUUAGACUUUCUCACCUGCCAUUUAUGGCCCUUGCCAUUUAUGUCACUGACAGUUUCUGAGGCAGAAGCCAUAGCAUGUCUACCACCUGUGAGGUCCACACAGUGUGCAUCAUUUACCUCCUGAACCUGCUCAAGGAAGCAGACCUCUGUUUCUCCCCAUUUGCUCGAAGAAAUCAUGAAUAGUCUUGAGUCUUCCUCUCUGACAAAUUAGGGCAUGGACUUGACCCAGCUUUGUGCCAGAGAACCCAAUAUGAGUGUUGUUGGCAGCUUGCCAAGAAGGACUAUCUUUUUCAAGACAUGUUGGUUUCAUGUGACACCUCCAUGGAUUUUUUCCAGCCUCUAAGUCACCAACUUGGGAACUGCUUGCCUCACAUUGCUUUGUUUUUUACAAUAAUAAAGCCAUUAUUAUUUAAGCUACCUUUA